CCGUAGCAACCAGCACCCCUCGUGUCUGUCUCCUAGUAACCGUCCGUCCCUCCGCGCCGCUGCAGGCCGCCCAGGACCCGCCGAGUCCCGGAUUGACCGUCUAUUCCCGGUCAGAACCGUCCGGUGCUUCCAUGGAACCGAGCUCCGAGUGAGCCGAGGCGCCGCCAUGAACGACCGGUACCACCGGGCGGCCCGGGACGGGUACCUGGACGUGCUGAAGGAGGCCGCCCGGAAGGACCUGAACGCCCCGGACGAGGACGGGAUGACACCGACCUUAUGGGCCGCUUACCACGGAAACCUGGAGGCGCUGCGGCUCAUCGUGAGCAGAGGAGGUGACCCGGAUAGAUGUGACAUCUGGGGGAACACGCCGCUCCACCUGGCGGCUGCCAACGGCCACCAUAACUGCCUUUCCUUCCUGGUGGCUUUCGGUGCCAACGUGUGGACUCUGGACAACGACUACCACACCCCCCUGGACAUGGCCGCCACCAAAGGCCACAUGGAGUGCGUGCGCUACCUGGACUCCAUCGCCGCCAAGCAGAUCACCCUCAACCCAAAGCUGGUCAGCAAACUGAAGGACCGGGCGUUCAGGGCCACCGAGCGCCGCAUCAAAGAGUGCGCCAAGCUGCAGAGGAAGCACCGCGAACGCAUGGAGAGGAAGUUCAUGAAGGAGUCGGCGGUUCUGGACAACAUGGACACCAUGAGCUUCUCCAGCUCCACCAGCAGCAGCACGCUGAGCCGCAAGUUCAACACGGUCACCUCCAACAUGCCAUACUCACAGGCCACCCUGCAUUCGACCGCCAAAGGGAAGGCAAAGAUCCAGAAGAAGCUGGAGAAGAAGAAGCAGGUCGACGGUACGUUCAAGAUCUACGAGGACGGCAGGAAAAGCGUCCGCUCGCUGUCCGGCCUGCAGCUCGGCAACGAUGUCAUGUUCCUCAAACAGGGAACCUACGACAACCCCAGGGAGCGGUCGCGCCUCAACAUCCGCGACAUGUUCCACCCUGACAACGACGACGACACCGACACCGUCUCCCGUGCAAUGAGCGACCCGGGCCUCCACGAGGCGGCGUACUCGGAGAUCAGCGCCGACUCCGGCCGCGACUCCCUGUUCACCCGGCCUGGUCUGGGCACCAUGGUGUUCAGGAGGAACUACAUGAGCGGGGGGAUGUUUGGGAUCGGAGGACGGGACGACGGCAGCGUGGCAGGAAGCGAACCUGUGGGCCGGGCGCCCAACGUCCGCCUGCGGGGCCACCUGCCUCGACGCUCGCCGAGCUUCGACGAGGACAGCAUCGGCAGCGCUUUGAGCCUCCAGGAAAGAAACCUGCAGGAACUGCCGUGGGAGGAGGCCGAAGUGGGGCUGGACGAGGACAUGGAGCCCGAGAACAGUCCUCUGGAGACCUUCCUGGCCUCCCAGAGCCUCGGAGAGUUCAUGAUGCUGUUCAGGAAGGAGAAGAUCGACCUGGAGGCUCUGAUGCUGUGUUCAGAUCAGGACCUCACCAGCAUCCACAUCCCUCUAGGCCCCAGAAAAAAACUGCUGGAUGCCUGCAAGAGGCGUUUGGACACUUUAGACGAACCAGAGGCCAUCGAAGACACUGAGCUUUGAAGAUGUAGUUUCAGUAGAAGCACCGAUCUUCUCCCUUAUUCCUCCCAGAUAAACACAGUAGCUACUGUCCUUUCCUUCAACAGUGCAGCCUUCAGAUCACAUCUACUGGAUUGUGAACACAUGAAUCAGAAAGUGGAUCACUUUUGGUACCUUUAACUUUACAUCUACAUCAAGUUUAUCAGCUGAAAGACUUCUUCUUGCAUAUAAAAUCUGGGGAGUUCCAUGGCGUCAUUUUAGAGAUUUUCAAAAACAAAACUUGCCAUUGAAACCUGUUGGUGGGCUUUGAGGUUCGCAGGAUUCAGGGAAACAAGGCAAAUUUUUGAUUUGCAACAUUUCAAAGGUUUGCUUCACAGUUCUAUGGAAACACGACCAAUGACAUAUUUUUGGAGGCUCUAAACAGAGAAUAGUAGAAAUAAAGUGGUAAUAAAAUGUAUUUAGACAUCUACAAAUAAAACUUUGGGCUCAGAAAACAUGAAAAUACAUGCAGAACUUGAUUGUCUACUUUUAAUACGAGGAGAUAAUUAAAAAUUGGUGGCGUUUUCCUCUUAUUUCAACAACACUCCACAUUAACAGCUUUUUACUGACUGAACAGUGCCACCUAGUGACGGGAUGAUAUAACAACAUGAAAAUUAGAGCUGAGUAGCAGGAUUAGACAUAUUAAUCCUUCAUACGUAAUGCUGUUUUUUCUGUUUGUUUGCAGGAUAAUGUUGCUGUUAUUAUGCCUCUCAGAAAAGACCUCAUUAUCUCUGCAUUUUGUAUUAACACAUCUAAUAAUGAUUUGUGUAUCAGUGAAUGUACCUGAACCUGUCCAUAUGUUGUUUAUUACGUCUUCUUUGUCCAGUUUUCUUGCGUAUCAGUGACUUCAGAGCGUCUGUGAUGGAUGUAAACGGCUACCGCUCUGUAAACACUGCAGCAGCACGAAAACAACGAGGCGUCACGCUGAGGUUAUGUGACGGUGAGAUGGAUAACGCUGCUAUCUCGGGUUGCGUUUUUGGUUUCAAAGGUCUGUCAGCCGGUGAACUUGAGAGUGUGACUGAGCUGGAAUGUGCGUUUUUACGUUGGCAGUUUUUGUAACGAUCGUCUGAAGAUGUUUUAUUAAAAUAAAGUGAAAUUUGUUACCGUU
Messenger RNA from Acanthochromis polyacanthus (spiny chromis), 2723 nucleotides. RefSeq names its product Usher syndrome 1Gb (autosomal recessive) (gene ush1gb). Gene Ontology annotation, biological process: sensory perception of sound; sensory perception of light stimulus; equilibrioception. The record is from RefSeq and is a predicted model, not a curated record. NCBI's taxonomy places the organism in Eukaryota, Metazoa, Chordata, Actinopteri, Pomacentridae. Gene Ontology annotation, molecular function: protein binding. The transcript has 3 exons. The coding region runs from base 167 to 1600 and encodes 477 amino acids.